Molecule: messenger RNA, 277 nt
Organism: Staurois parvus
Lineage: Eukaryota; Metazoa; Chordata; Amphibia; Anura; Ranidae
Source: the annotation of a GenBank genome assembly
UUAUUUAACCAAUUCCCAUCUGGCCGCUGUAUAUAAACGGUCGGACGGUGGCAGUGCAGGGGUGGGUUGCCAUUCAUAAACAGCGCCUGCCAUUUUGGAUUGUGCGCGCUCACUGUGCGCGCACCGAUCGCUGUAUGGGACCUCUGAGUGAGGUCCCGAUCAUAUGAUCACUGAUUGGCCAAUAAAUGAUCACAUGAUAGUGAAAUCUGUGAAUGAUCACAGAGAUCACAUGGUACAAGGCUAUUCACAAAUCACAGCUCUCACAGUAUUUCUCAAU